This is a messenger RNA of Eublepharis macularius, 1735 nucleotides long. It is a transcript of the gene SH3BGRL3, whose product is annotated as SH3 domain binding glutamate rich protein like 3. NCBI's taxonomy places the organism in Eukaryota, Metazoa, Chordata, Lepidosauria, Squamata, Eublepharidae. The coding region runs from base 1 to 435 and encodes 144 amino acids. The transcript is spliced from 3 exons. The record is from RefSeq and is a predicted model, not a curated record. Gene Ontology annotation, cellular component: cytoplasm.
AUGCCCGCGGCUGCCGGCCCCAUUGGUCUCCGCGAUCACAUGCGGGGCGGGGCGGGAAGGAAGCCGCUGCCUCCCCCGCCCUCCUCGGCUCCGCGGCGCUCUGAGCCAUCCCGCGGCCAAAGGAGAGGGAGCAGCUGGGAGCCCCGCAGCGCCAUGGCUUGCCUCACGGUCUACAGCACCUCGGUGACCGGCUCCCGGGAGAUCAAAUCUCAACAGAGCGAAGUGACCAGGAUCCUGGAUGGAAAGAACAUCAAGUACGUUCUGGUGGAUAUUUCCCAGGAUAAUGCCUUGCGGGAAGAAAUGAGGGCCAAAUCCGGCAACCCCAAAGCCAUCCCUCCGCAGAUUUUCAAUGGGGACCACUACUGCGGGGACUACGAGUUAUUUGUGGAAGCAGUGGAACAAAACACCCUGCCAGAGUUCCUGAAGCUAGCCUGAGUGCAUUACUUCUCUUCCUCCAUCCUUGCUGGCCUUCUCCCUCCCUUCUUCCCCACCCCAACCAAAACUUGAACUUUGCAUUCCGGAUGAAUCACCACCUAACCUCGCAAGUCAACGUCGAACCUGUCCUGGCCCUGUAGGACCAAACCUCUGCUCCCUUCCAGCUGCCUGACUUCUGUUGCCUGCUUCACUCAGUAGGGCCUUGGAAGGGAAUCCACCAAAAGAUACUUUGCACAUUCCCUCAAAUGCCAUGCCUUGGUUCUUGUGCCUCUCUGGAUAAAGAAAUCUGCCCAGUCCAAGGACCUUGGAGUUUGUCUUCCCCAUUUUGUUGUAAAAGCUGAACAUGGGCUUGGGUGUUGCCUCCCAUCUUAUCACCAUUUGCCCUUCGAUGUGCAAACACUCAACACUGCUUGUCCUCUUUCAUUUUAUUGCAGAAAACUAAUACAGCAGAAAGCCUGUUUCUUUUUAUUACAAGGCAGUGCAAAAGCACUGCACUGGGUCGUGGGCUGAAACAUCCUUCUGGGCCAGAGGAACAGCGGUUGUGUGUGUCUUAAAAUCACUUCAACACAAUCCAGCACUCUCUUAAGGAAAGCAUCUUUAAGCCGGUGGUGAGAGUAGACCUCAGGCUUCAUUUACAGCAGUCAAAGGACAGUCUGGUGGAAUCCAUGACUUCUGAGGUCUGCUCUGCCAUCAGCUGUAAUGUCCAACGUGAUGCUUUCCUUCUGGGAGUGAGCAUUUUACAAACAUGGACCAAGUGCAUUUUUUUUGUUGUUUUGUGUUCCCCCCCUGCUAAAAGCAAAGUUUGUAAAACAGCACUCUCUUCUAAGAUGCUAUUAAGUGUUGCUAAAAACCUUGCUGUGACUUCCUGUGGUUUUUAAAAACUUGUUUACUUCAAAGAUAAAUGCCACCCUGCUUAUUGAUUCCAAAAUCCAUUUGCCAGUGUUUAUGUAGGCUGUGUGUCCAUAAGUAUGGCUCAGCAGAAAGAAGACGCCUUUGCCCGAGUGCCAGAGACCAAAAGGUCUGACACAACCGCUCUAAGCUAGUCUGUAUUUCUAAAAUAGGAUUUUGUGCAAGGGGUAGGAAGGGCACAGUGCAGCAGCUAAACCAGUAAAGUGGGAUGGAUGUAACUGGUGAUCCUCAUUGCCACCCAAAUCAAGGAAAGGAGACCUGAGUUUAAAAGCAGCCCUAAACUGCAAAGCCCUGACUGCUGAACUAGAGCCAGGGUUGGGGGGCAGGGGAGGCGUGAGAGCUGCAUGGUUCGUGCUGAACUACCUAUUAAAAUUGGUUUCUUUUCUCUCAA